AUGCCUGGUUAUAUUGCUCAAAGGCUGUUGAGCCAGGAUUGUGUUCAAUGGGCAGUGUUGGGGAGACGUCAAGUGUCGGAAUGGUCAGUGUGUGGUGGGGCGGCGGCGGCGUGCGGCGGGCCGGCCGCCACGCCGGGCUGGCUGGAGCGCCUCGCCAAGGACCUCGCCGCGCGCGCGCCCUCCUCGCACCGCCUCAAGACCACCGCCGCGCCCAACCCCACCGAGCGACGCUUCGCCGCCUGGAUCGGUGGGUCCAUCCUAGCGUCGAUAGGUUCCUUCCAGCAGAUGUGGAUAUCUUCGCAGGAGUACGACGAGGGCGGCAAGGGCCAGCUGGAGAGGAAGUGUCCGUGAUGUAGCACUGUGUACAUAUAUAUACACACGUUCUUAUAUAGCAGUUGAGGAUAGCUGGUACAUGUAAUUAUAUAAGGAUUUUGUACGAGAAUUCACGUUUAUUUGUGAUACCCAGAGUCGGAUUGAACCUAUAGAGUGGCCUAGGCAAGUGUAAUACCUCAUAGGUUAUAUUGCUUUUGUUUAAAAAAAAAAUGUUGCCCCACACUAGGAUUUUCUCCUGUGUCGUGAAUGCGUUUACAAACAUACAAUUUCACAUACACAUGACACCCAGACCCGAAACAACAAUUUGUGGAUCACACAAAGAGUUGCUCCGUGCGGGAAUCGAUCCCGCUACCCGUUGCGCGGCAGCCAGUUGCCCAGCCACAGCACCAACCGUGCAGUCUAUAUGUGGUGAGAAUUUAGAUUAUCCACCUAA
This is a messenger RNA of Spodoptera frugiperda (fall armyworm), 766 nucleotides long. Its product is annotated as actin-like protein 6B. Bases 1 to 351 code for a protein of 116 amino acids. The transcript has 3 exons. NCBI's taxonomy places the organism in Eukaryota, Metazoa, Arthropoda, Insecta, Lepidoptera, Noctuidae. The record is from RefSeq and is a predicted model, not a curated record.